Messenger RNA from Hibiscus syriacus, 2243 nucleotides. RefSeq names its product putative kinase-like protein TMKL1. Bases 57 to 2108 code for a protein of 683 amino acids. Gene Ontology annotation, biological process: protein phosphorylation. The transcript has 2 exons. Gene Ontology annotation, molecular function: ATP binding; protein kinase activity; protein binding. The record is from RefSeq and is a predicted model, not a curated record. NCBI's taxonomy places the organism in Eukaryota, Viridiplantae, Streptophyta, Magnoliopsida, Malvales, Malvaceae.
AAACAACAUUAAUAUUUGCAUUGCACCUCCUUCUUUUGCUCUCUCUGUGGUACUUCAUGGAGUUGUUCAAACUUUACUAUCUUUGCAUUUUCAUCUUUUUCUUCUCCUUUGUCUUGACCAAAGGCCUAUCUUCAACACACAAUGAUUCAUUAGCUUCUUCUUCUUCUUCACCAGAUGUUGUGCUUCUCUUGGGAAAGAUCAAAGCUUCAUUACAAGGUAACACUGAGAACUUACUGUUAUCUUCAUGGAACUCUUCUGUUCCACUUUGCCAAUGGAGAGGGCUUAAAUGGGUCUUCUCCAAUGGGACUCCUCUUUCUUGCACUGCCCUUUCUUCACCACAAUGGACUAAUCUCUCUCUUUCCAAGGACACAUCUUUGCACCUUGUUUCACUUCAGCUCCCCUCUGCUAAUCUCACUGGUUCUUUGCCUAGAGAGCUUGGUGAAUUCUCUUUGCUUCAAAGCCUUUACCUUAACUUCAACUCACUGAGUGGGACUAUCCCUCUUGAGCUUGGUUACAGCUCCUCAUUAUCUGAUGUUGAUCUGAGUAACAACUUGCUCAGUGAGGCUUUAGGUCCAUCAAUAUGGAACUUGUGUGAUAGACUUGUUUCUCUUAAAGUUCAUGGCAAUUCAUUAUCUGGUUCUGUCCCUGAACCAGCAUUACCAAGUUCCACCUGUAAGAAUCUCCAGUCCCUUGAUUUGGGUAGCAACAAGUUUUUUGGGGUUUUCCCAGAGUUCAUUACUAGGUUUAAAGCUCUUAAAGAGCUUGAUCUUUCGGGUAACAUGCUUUCUGGUCAAAUUCCAGAGAGUUUAGCCACUUUAAGCCUUGAAAAGUUGGACCUUUCCCACAAUAACUUCACUGGGAUGUUGCCUGUUUUUGCUCAAAGAAAGUUUGGUCCGGAGGCUUUUGAAGGGAACAAUCCAGGGCUAUGUGGAUUGCCUUUAAAUAGUUGUAGUGACGGGUCACAACUGAGUCCGGGUGCAAUUGCCGGCAUCGUGAUCGGUCUAAUGAGUGGAGUAGUACUCUUGGCAUCAUUGUUCAUUGGCUAUAUGCAAAACAGGAAGAGGAGCAGUGGUGGAGAUAGUGAAGAGGAAGGCGAGGAAGGCGAGGAAACUGAAGAUGAUGUCGGCGUCGGGGGAGUUACCGCAGAGAGCAAGCUUAUUUUGUUCCAAGGCGGCGAGCUUUUGACGUUAGAGGAUGUACUGAAUGCAACUGGCCAAGUCAUGGAGAAGACGAAUUAUGGAACUGUUUAUAAGGCAAAGCUUGCUGAUGGUGGAAAUAUAGCAUUGAGGUUGCUGAGUGAAGUCAGUUGCAAGAACCGGAGUUCGUGUCUGCCAGUUAUAAGACAGCUUGGAAAGAUUAGACAUGAGAAUUUGGUUCCACUGAGAGCUUUCUAUCAGGGGAAGAGAGGGGAGAAGCUUCUUAUUUAUGACUAUCUGCCAAAUAGAAGCCUACAUGACUUUUUACAUGAAUCAAGAGCAGGAAAGCCAUUUCUGAACUGGGCUCGGCGGCACAAGAUUGCAUUGGGCAUAGCCAAAGGAUUAGCACAUCUUCAUACAGGUGUCGAGACGCCGAUCACCCAUGGGAAUGUUCGGUCCAAAAAUGUGCUUGUAGAUGACUUCUUUGUGGCCAGGCUGACUGAGUAUGGACUCGACAAGCUAAUGAUCCCGGCUGUAGCUGAUGAAAUGGUGGCCGUUGCAAAGACCGAAGGUUACAAGGCACCAGAACUUCAAAGUAUGAAGAAAUGCAACAGCAGAACAGAUGUUUAUGCAUUCGGGAUACUGUUAUUGGAGAUUUUGAUAGGCAAGAAGCCCGGGAAAAAUGGGAGAGGCCAUGAUGCUGGGGAUUUGCCCUCGAUUGUGAAAGCAGCAGUUUUGGAAGAGACGACAAUGGAGGUUUUCGACGUAGAAGUGUUGAAAGGUAUCCGGAGUCCUAUGGAAGACGGAUUAGUUCAGGCACUAAAGCUUGCAAUGGGAUGCUGUGCUCCAGUAACUUCGGUGAGACCCUCCAUGGAUGAAGUUGUGAAGCAGCUUGAAGAAAACAGACCAAGGAACAGAUCAGCUCUAUAUAGCCCCACAGAAACAAGGAGUGAAGUUGGCACCCCAUUUUGAGCUCUGUUUAAGUAUUUUUCAUCAAAUUAUCACCUUUUAUUUGCCUUACUGGUAUUAAUAUCUGCUUAUCUAGCAGGAAGUGAUAGUGAAUGAUUAAUGAUCUAAUGUUUCUUGAGAAAGCUUAUACUGGAUCUC